This is a messenger RNA of Funneliformis mosseae, 375 nucleotides long. The record is from the annotation of a GenBank genome assembly. Lineage: Eukaryota; Fungi; Glomeromycota; Glomeromycetes; Glomerales; Glomeraceae.
CACCUAUAUAUGCCCAUCGAAUUAGUUAAUUUUGAUAGCGCAGAUGUUAGGAACUUUGCACAACCUAUUCUUAAUGCAGCAGUGGCAAGCACCAUCCUCAAUCAUUAUGGCUUUACCUAUUGCAACCACCUAAAACAAGAUCUCUGUGGUAAAUGUUGCUUGGCACAAUGUGCUAUGGGUACUUUCCAAAUUCGUGGUACAUAUGACUGUGGUCAGUUAAUACAUUACAACGAUUGUGUAUUCGGGGGAGAUUGCGUGAAUGAAUCGACUAUCCGAUGUACUGGACUUCCAGAUGGUUGCGCCUCUUUCGAUUGUACUACUCCAGGAGAUGAAGGAACGUAUGACUGUCCAUAUGAUAAUAGUUGCGGUGUGUGA